GAGUCUGUAAAUUUGAAUAUAUCUAAAAAAAAAAAUCGAGUAGUCAUCCAAACCGAAAAAUCAACAAAUCGAACAUAGGCAACCCAACUUAUCAACAAAGAGCAUCACUCUUCUCUAUUCCUUAGUUGACGUCAUUUUAACACAUGCUCAGUUGAAGCGUCGCAACGGAGUCGUUUGGGGCAUACACGCGUGGUUCACUACAGCUAGAGAACAGCAGCCAUGAAGAACAGCAUAUGUUUAAAACACUAUCUGUCUAUGAACCAACUUCAUCAGAAGUAUUGUUAGUUAUUAUAUGGACAUUUUAAAGUGUUUCAGUUACUGUUAAUAUUUAAUUGUGUACAACUUCUAUAGGUACGGAGACGUUUUGUUCAGAGGAAACAAUGAAUCUCUCGAGUAAACCAUAUGAACAGUGAAUAAUCGAAGCAAAAUUAGGUUGUUUCACUGAAAUGUUCUGAAACUCGACAGGAUAUGCUGCUUUACUGGGGGUUUUGUCAUGUCAACGGACGUCAGUUUCACCAAGCGUGCUGCAGCCGAACUAAGUCGAUGUUUCAACGGUCUAGCAGUUCGAGGAAGGGCCAACAAUGGCCGUUCUGCUGGAGGACUGACCAGUUCUCCGUCUUCAGUUGGUCAAGGAUCAAAUAGUCGUCACGACGUCUCUCCGAGCGAUAAGAAAAAAAUCCCUCGUGUGGACAAAAUUGGCCAGAUGAGGGAGUAUUUAGCAACAGUAAAAAAACCACGGACACUGAGUGACUUGUGGCAAGAUUCGGGAUUUUUGGGAACGUUUUUUUGGUACUUCAUUGCUCGUGACCGGAACACGUUAGCGCAAGUGUGCCAAAUCUGGCGAGACGUACUGUAUCAACCGAAGUAUUGGAAGGGGGUUCUCCCAAUUCUCCGGUGUCGUGAACUGCGGUCCCCUUCAGGGGAUCUAGCAGCUACUUCCGAACUAAGGAAGCGGGUGUACCUCAGCCUCGAGCGUCGUGGUUUUGACUCGGCUUGUCUCUUUGGCGCCAAUGACGAGGACGUGUAUGAUUUCGUGAGUAACUGUCCACCUUCUCAAGUGCGGAACCUGCGUCACGUAGCAUUACGUUGCUGUAAUGUGACAGAUAAAGGUCUUGAGGCGUUGCUGGAAACUUUACAAGCCGUGACCCAGCUCGAAUUGUUCGGCUGUAAUGAGAUUACUGACGCAGGCCUGUGGGCUAGUUUUAGCCCUCGUAUUGUUUCCUUGACUCUAGCAGACUGUAUCAAUAUAGCGGACGAAAGCGUUGCUGCAGUGACCCAGCUACUGCCAUCCUUGUACGAGCUCAAUUUACAAGCGUAUCACGUGACAGAUGCAGCUUUGGCAUUUUUUGGGCCUCGCCAAAGUGCGACCUUAAUUAUUCUUCGUCUUCGAUCUUGUUGGGAGAUCACUAACCAUGGCCUCCUUAAUCUAGUCCACGCUCUUCCCAAUCUGAGUGUACUCUCACUCUCAGGUUGCUCUAAAAUAACCGACGACGGAGUGGAACUGGUAGCCGAAAACCUGCGACAAUUGCGGUCACUUGACCUUUCCUGGUGUCCCCGAAUCACGGACGCUGCUUUGGAGUACAUUGCUUGUGACCUGACCCAACUGGAAGAGCUGACAUUAGACAGAUGUAUGCACAUCACUGAUAUUGGGCUAGGCUAUCUAUCUACAAUGGCUAACCUGUGCGCUCUUUACCUCCGAUGGUGUUCACAGAUUCGAGACUUUGGAAUUCAACAUCUUUGCAGUAUGCGCCAUCUACAAAUACUGUCCCUUGCAGGGUGCCCUCUAGUAACAUCCGUUGGAUUAUCUUCAAUUGUUCAGCUUCGCCAUCUUCAGGAGCUUGAGCUAACCAACUGCCCAGGGACUUCGGUAGAAUUGUUUGAAUACCUACGCGAAAACCUUCCAAGCUGUAUGAUUAUAGAAUGAUGAUGACUUUUAAUUGUCUAUAUGUGAGUGAGUUACGAAUUUAAUAAUAGUGAACACCUUAAAUAUAUUGCAUUUAUUUCGUUUAUUCGAUAUGAAUUUUUAUUUUUUACAAAUGCAGGCAAACUAGUCAAUGAUCGCAUAGAAUUUUUAUAAGCCCAUAGACAAUGAAUACAACGUAUCUAUGUGCUUAAUUCUUUACUAGAAACCUCCGAGGCUUAAGUAUAAAUUUAAAAUAUAUAAAAAAUAACAGCAAAUUACCUAAUUAUCAUAAGCUGAUUACUAAAACUGAAACCUACACUAGCAGCCCUUUGUAAUUUUUAAGACAAUAUAACAUAAUUGCAGUUGAUACAUUAACUAACUGGUGAAAGGUAAUGUAAUUUAGUUAA
Limulus polyphemus (Atlantic horseshoe crab) is the source of this 2310-nucleotide messenger RNA. Its product is annotated as F-box/LRR-repeat protein 16-like. The record is from RefSeq and is a predicted model, not a curated record. Gene Ontology annotation, molecular function: protein binding. The coding region runs from base 494 to 1924 and encodes 476 amino acids. Lineage: Eukaryota; Metazoa; Arthropoda; Merostomata; Xiphosura; Limulidae. The transcript is spliced from 3 exons.